AUGGUUGGGAUCCGCUUCUUACUAUUUUUUGUUUUUGGGGUCAUUGGGUUGUUCUUCAGUCCAAUGGUUCAAUCGGCCCCGAUUGGAUCCCCGGAUGGUCUUACUCGACAACAGUCUCGCUCGACUAUAAGCCACGGCAUAUCUGCGCGCACAAAUGAUCUGCAGGCGAGAGGCUGGAAAGACAACCUGAGGAAGCUCGAGCAAGCAGCGGGAAAGUCCUCAAAGACACUGGAGGGGAAUCUAAAGAAGAUCGAAGACAUGGCCAACAAAGGGACCAAGGCAGCCCAGGACGCCGCCAACAACCUGGCUCAGACUCUGCCCAAGGACUUCCAAAACAUCGCCGACGGGCUGAAAGGCGCGUCGGUGAAGAAGCUCCAGGAUCUGGGGCGUCUGAACAAGGACAGCUAUAGCAAGUUCGAAAAGAUCGCGAGUCUGUCGGCGGCCAAUCUCAAGCCUUUGAUGGAGGGGCCGCCAGACAAGCUCGAAAAAUUCCUCGAAGCUGUUUCCAUUGACGACCUAGAUGAGCUGUCGCAAACGAGCGGGGAUAUCAAAAACGCGAUCCCGAGAUACGAGAGUCUUUUGAACGACGCGAUGUACCAGGAGACGCGCGAGAAGAAGGUUCACCCCGCCACGGCCAAGAGCCUGGAUGAGCAGGCCACCAAGCUUCAAGGGCUCUUUGACAAUUUCUACAAGAUCGGUAAAAAGAUUACCGAUCAGGAACUCAAAAGCGGGCUCAUCAGGAGACGCCAGGACAGUAUAGUCGUGACGUUCGAAGUGCCGAAGGACUUGGACGAGGUCAAGCUUAACGCAAUGUUUGAUCGUGUUGACAAUCUCAUGAAUAAAUUCAACAACAAGUUGAGCGAUGUCAAGAACGAGUUGGACUGGAUGACUGUUGGUGAGGUGACGGGGAAUCUAAAGAAGCAAUACCAGAAGGGGCAGGUCUUGGGGGAAGUUAACGACGGAAAUGGGUCGACCCUACUACUGGACGAGACUGAUACUGCUGACUGUUGA
Messenger RNA from Penicillium alfredii, 1011 nucleotides. RefSeq lists its product as uncharacterized. Lineage: Eukaryota; Fungi; Ascomycota; Eurotiomycetes; Eurotiales; Aspergillaceae. The record is from RefSeq and is a predicted model, not a curated record. The transcript has a single exon. Bases 1 to 1011 code for a protein of 336 amino acids.